GUGUUGCGUGUCUUUCCCGCGACACAAGAAGUGACGUCAUCUUCCCUGGCGAUGUGUAUACUUUUUAGCGGUAAACAUUUCUCUUCGCUUGCGGUCGCACGCUCGCCCUCGCUCUCUCUUAAACAAAAACACUUGGACACUCUCACACACACCCUCACACACACUCUCACACAUAUAUCCAUGGAACCAGAACAACCCGAAAGCGCGAAACAGCCUGUGUCCUGGCGCGAACUUUUCGAGCAAUGUCCAGUGUCGGAUGAAGGUUCAUUCGCCUCAUCUGAUCCGGAUUCUGACGACAGUGCAGAUGAAGCAGACUUCAUUGGAGGGAGAGAUCCGUCCUUUGACACUGUUGACGAUGUGGAGGAGGAGGAGGAAAUGGAGGGACGCAGAGGGAGAGGGAGAGGAGGGGGGAGAGUAAGGUCAGAGUCACUCCCUGGUGAUGAAGCUGGCUGGAAAACUGAAAAGGAGCCUGACUCCAUGCCACACCCCCCACAACGUUUCAUACCCAAAAGAAAGCCAGGUGUGCAGCCACCUCUGUCGCAAUGCGUGGACAAUCCAUCUCCAUCUGAGCUGUUCAGGAUGUACUUCGACCGGGCUGCCAUCAAAACACUGUGUGCCAACACAAACAAAAACGCGGCAAAAAAUAUCGCUGGGGGCAAGAAAUACAAAUGGGCCGACGUCACAGAGGCUGAAAUGUAUCAGUACAUUGGGAUCACGCUGUACAUGGGGAUUCUGAAGCUGCCCAAGUUGAAAGAUUUUUGGCGUGCCAGUUCCAUCUUCCAUGUGCCAUACAUUCAGGAGGUCAUGCCCAGAGACCGGUUCCUCGCCAUCGCUUGGAACAUCCAUAUAAGUGACCCUGGGGAAGAUGCAUUCAAUGACUGCAAGAAAGGCACAGAUGAUUAUGACUGUCUGCACAGAAUACGUCCCCUGUACGACAGUUUACGUGUAGCCUGCAAAGCUGUGUACCACCCCCAGCAAAACCUCUCCGUGGACGAGCGCAUGGUCGCCACCAAAGCCAGGAUUCCUAUAACGCAGUAUAUGAAGAACAAGCCAGCAAACGGGGGGAUAAUACUUUUUGUGCUGUCCGACAACACAGGCUACACUGUGGACUUCAACAUUUCCACAGGGAGGUCCACUCAGGUCACUGGGAAGGGGCUGCCGUUUGAUGCCAUGAUGUCUCUCAUCAACAAAAACGUCCUGGGAUUUGGAUAUCGCAUUUAUUGUGAUAACUUCUACACCAGCCCAGCACUGUUCCGCCACCUUCACGACCUGGGGUUUGGAGCCUGUGGGACAUUUCGGGACUCAAGUAUAGGCGUCCCUAAAACAAAAGUCAACGCCCUGACAAAAGAUUCUCCACGAGGGACAAUCAGGUGGAUCAGAGAGGGGGCUCUUGUCUUCAUCAAGUGGAAGGACACGAGGGAGGUGAAUGUGUGCUCCACGCUGCACACUGCCUACUCAGGGGACACUGUGAGAAGAGCCAUCAAGGUUGGUGGAAAACAAAAAGUAGUUGAGAUGCCAGUGCCGUCGGCUGUGAAGGACUACAACAGCUUCAGGGGGGGAGUUGACCUGUCAGACCAGCUGAUUGGCUCCUAUUCCUCAUGGAGAAAGAGCACUAAGUGGUAUGUGACCGUGCUGCAUCAUUUCAUCGACAUUGCCGUAACAAACAGCUACUUGCUCCACAAGAAGCUGUGUGGCAGACGGGAGCAACAGCCGAUGACGCACCAGGCCUUCCAGGAGCAGCUGACCGCCGAGCUCUGUGGAGUGCCCGCACAACCAGCCCCGGAGUGCUGUCCGCACAUCCCUGUUGCCAUCGUUGAGGGGGCAUCUGGCUCCAAAAAAGCCACACAGGGGCGCAGGAAGUGCACGCUGUGUGGGAAGUGCACUCCCUUCAUGUGCGAGGCAUGUCAGGAGCCUCUGUGUGUCAUCGUGGACAGGAACUGUCACAAGACGUAUCACAGCUCCCCUGGUGAUAUUGAAAAGUAGUGUUCGACUUUAAUCAGCUGUUUGAUGGAAAUAUAUUUGAGUCCUUUUCACAACUCCAGGAUAAGUUUGCUUUAACCUCAAGUGACCUAUAUAGAUAUUUACAAAUUAGACAAUGUCUUACAAAUCAUGCAGACUGGGAAUGAAUCAAAAGAGAAGCAACCAAUAUAGAAACUCACAUUAUGCAUUUUAUACUGUACUUAGGUAGCUGUGUUUCUUCUCAUGCUGUGUGAUGGACCUUGAUUCACUUGUGCAUUUACGUUCGAUAAAACCCUCUCGUUCCUUGCUGUGAAGAGCAAUAACGUCACAAUAAAAAUAUGUGAUAGUAUGAAAAUCCUUUUCGACCUACAUUUAAUUAAAUACGGUUCAAAAAGUAGUUGUUAAAUGUUAAAACUGAUAAACUUAGUGUGGGUUUUUUUUUUUUUUUUUUUUGGUAAAUA
Epinephelus moara (kelp grouper) is the source of this 2420-nucleotide messenger RNA. RefSeq names its product piggyBac transposable element-derived protein 4-like. Bases 52 to 1983 code for a protein of 643 amino acids. NCBI's taxonomy places the organism in Eukaryota, Metazoa, Chordata, Actinopteri, Perciformes, Serranidae. The transcript has 2 exons. The record is from RefSeq and is a predicted model, not a curated record.